UCAUGGCGAAGAUGAUGGCCAACAGCUUCUGUGACCAGUUGUGCCAGCUGAAUCACACCAUGAGGAAGAAUUGCCGAGUGGCUGUUAAGACCACAAACUUCUACUGGCUGGUGCUCCUGCUGGUGUUUCUCAACACAGUGGCCAGUGCCUCCGAGCAUUACGGACAACCGAAGUGGCUCACGGAAAUGCAAGAGCGAGCCAACAAGAUCCUGCUGCUGCUCUUCACUCUGGAGAUGUUGAUGAAGAUGUACGCCUUCGGCCUGCAGAUCUAUUUCAUGGCGCUGUUCAACCGCUUCGAUUGCUUCGUGGUGUGCGGCGGCAUCCUGGAGACGCUGCUCGUCGAGUUCGAGGCUAUCCCACCCAUCGGCAUCUCUGUGCUGCGCUGCAUCCGUCUGCUCAGGAUAUUUAAGAUGACACGGCACUGGGCUGCUCUGUCUGACCUCGUCAACUCACUGCUCAACUCCAUGAAAGCUAUCUGCUCCCUUCUCCUGCUGCUCUUCCUCUUCCUCAUCAUCUUCGCUCUGCUCGGCAUGCAGCUGUUCGGAGGCAAAUUCAACUUUGACGAGAUGCAGAUGAAGAGAAGUACAUUCGACUCCUUCCCUCAGGCUCUGCUCACUUGUUUCCAGAUACUCACAGGAGAGGACUGGAAUGCUGUGAUGUACGACGGCAUCAUGGCCUACGGUGGUCCUAUCUUCCCCAACAUGGUGGUGUGCAUGUACUUUGUCAUCCUCUUUGUCUGUGGUAACUACAUCCUGCUGAAUGUCUUCUUGGCUAUCGCUGUGGACAACUUGGCUGGAGGUGGAGGAAAGAAAAACGUGGAGGAGAAAAAGGAAGAUGAAGAAGAGUGGGAUGAUGAUGAAGAGAAAGAAGAUGAAGAUGCAGGGGUAGAUAUUGCAGAGUUCUCAGGGCCUAAAGAGAAGAUCGUACCAAUUCCUGACGGGAGCUCCUUCUUCAUCCUUGGGAAGAAAAACUGUUUGCGAGUCGCCUGCCACAACCUCAUCCAUCAUCCCUACUUCACCAACUUCAUCCUCAUCUUCAUCAUCUUCAGCAGUAUUUCCCUGGCUGCUGAGGAUCCAAUCAAAUCCCACUCAUUCAGAAACAUAGUGCUCGGUUAUGCCGAUUAUGUGUUCACAUCAGUUUUCACAGUGGAGAUCGUCCUGAAGAUGACGGUCUACGGAGCUUUUCUGCACAGCGGGUCGUUCUGUAGAAAUGCCUUCAAUCUCCUGGACCUACUGGUCGUCAGCGUGUCCCUCAUGUCCUUCUUUCUGCAUUCAAGCGCGAUCUCUGUGGUGAAGAUUCUUCGAGUGUUGCGUGUGCUCAGGCCUCUUCGAGCCAUCAACAGAGCCAAGGGGCUAAAGAAUGUGGUGCAGUGUGUGUUUGUGGCGAUCCGCACCAUCGGUAACAUCUUGAUUGUCACGACCCUGCUUCAGUUCAUGUUUGCAUGUAUCGGAGUGCAGCUCUUCAAGGGCAGAUUCUACAGCUGCACAGAUGAAGCCAAACACACUCCAGACGAGUGCAAGGGAACGUUUGUUGUCUAUAAAGACGGGGACAUGAACCACCCCAUGGUGAGAGAGAGGAUUUGGGAAAACAGCGAGUUCAACUUUGACAACGUGCUGAUGGGCAUGCUGGCUUUAUUCACCGUGUCCACAUUCGAAGGCUGGCCUCAGCUCCUUUACCGGGCGGUGGAUGCCAACGCAAUCAACCGCGGGCCCAUUUACAACUACCGAGUAGAGAUCUCCAUCUUCUUCAUCAUCUACAUCAUCAUCAUCGCCUUCUUCAUGAUGAACAUCUUCGUGGGUUUCGUCAUCAUCACGUUUCGAGAACAGGGAGAGGCCGAGUUUAAAAACUGCGAACUCAACAAAAAUCAACGUCAGUGUGUUUACUACGCACUGAAAGCUCAACCUAUAAAGAUUUACAUCCCCAAAAACCCCUCCCAGCUCAAAUUCUGGAAAAUAAUCAACUCCAGUCAAUUUGAGUACAUCAUGUUUGUGCUGAUUCUGGGAAACACCCUCACUCUGGCCAUUCAGCACUACGAGCAGUCUAAAACGUUCACCUCCGUCAUGGACAUCCUCAACAUGAUCUUCACUGUGGUUUUCACCAUCGAGAUGAUCAUCAAGUUGUUGGCUCUGCGGGCUCACCAUUAUUUCAUCGAUCCCUGGAACUCGUUUGACGCUUUGAUCGUUGUGGGGAGUGUGUUGGACAUCGCCGUGUCUGAGUUCAGUGGGGGAGGCGGCCAUGGCGAGGGUAGUAAAGGAGAAAGUGGAAAAGUGUCCAUCACCUUCUUCAGAUUGUUCAGAGUUCUGCGUUUGGUCAAACUGCUCAGCAAAGGAGAAGGUAUACGAACUCUUCUCUGGACGUUUGUCAAGUCGCUCCAGGCUCUGCCUUAUGUUGGUCUGCUCAUCGCUAUGAUCUUUUUCAUCUAUGCUGUGAUUGGCAUGCAGACGUUUGGGAAAGUGGCUGUAGACGACGACACACACAUCAACAGAAACUGCAACUUUCAGACUUUCUUCAUGGCCGUUCUGGUGCUUUUCAGGUGUGCCACUGGAGAACAGUGGCAGGAGAUCAUGUUGGCAGCUCUGCCCGGCAGACGCUGUGACCCAGAGUCCGACACCGAACCUGGCGAAGAGUUCACCUGCGGCAGCAACUUGUCCUACAUCUACUUCAUCAGCUUCUUCAUGCUCUGUGCCUACCUGAUCAUCAACUUGUUCAUCGCCGUCAUCAUGGACAACUUUGAAUACCUGACACGAGACUGGACCGUGCUCGGGACCCACCACCUGGACGAGUUCAAGAGAGUUUGGUCCGACUACGACCCAGAGGCCAUAGGUCGUAUAAAACACAUCGACGUGGUCACUAUGCUGCGAAGGAUUCAGCCGCCGCUUGGUUUUGGAAAACUAUGUCCUCAUCGAGUUGCCUGUAAAAGACUCGUCGCUAUGAACGUCCCGCUACACUCUGAUGGGACGGUCACCUUCAAUGCGACUCUGUUUGCCCUCGUGCGAACCUCACUGAAGAUCAAGACUGACGGCCCCAUCGACCAACAGAACGAAGAGCUGAAGGUGAUCAUCAAGAAGCUGUGGAAGCGCACGAAGCCCAAGCUCAUCGAUGAAGUCAUUCCUCCCCCUAGAGGCGACGAGGUGACUUGUGGGAAGUUCUACGCCAGCUUCUUGAUUCAGGACUAUUUUAAAAAGUUCCGCAAGAGAAAGGAGAGGGAGAGGAAAUCCAAGAGGAAGGACAGGGCGGCUUCUCUUCAGCUUGGGCUGCGGACGCUGCAGGACCUGGCUCCAGAGAUGCGUUUGGCGAUGGCCUGUGACCUGGAGGAGGAGGAGGGUGCAGACGGAGAGAUGAUGGGCGAUGAGAUAUUUGACGAGCCUGGAACCUCAGUGAACACCACGCCCGCCAGCACGCCGAUGCCACCCAUAGAAAUGCUGGUGGAGCAGACGACCGUGAUUGUCGAACCAGAGCCCAUUAAAACCAACGGAGGCGUGAUCACAGAGCAGGUGACGGGCCUGCAGGAGCACCAGAGACCAGGGUCAGAGCUGGGAGGGGUUGACGUUGUGACGGAGCAGCCUGUGAGGUGUGAGCGCCCGCCCAUCAGGGUGGACUCCCUCAGCGAGUUGCCGCCUCCACCUCCUCCUCCUCCUCCACCAGGUGGAGCAGAGGUUGUCCCUGAAGAACCGGUUGUGUCAGAUACGACUCAAGUAUCUGAGCAGGUUUAUAAUAUUGAAGUCGAUGCUGCAACUUUAGCAUCAGCAGACAGGUACGUGUAUCCAGAACCUGUCUCUCCUGUACCGACUGAGACCGGCUACAAUGCACAGAGCUUGGAGCAAGCCAGCAACAUAGGAGAAAUACCUUAUGACACAUACAAUGCUAAUGGCUUCAUCAGCAACGGUCACAGCAACAUCAACGCGAAUGGAGGGAGCGUCGCUGCCAGCCCGACUCCCUAUGCCUCGAAUGGGUACAACGGGAACGGGUACUCCAGCUACAAUGAGAACGGAAGCGUCAUCAGCAUCAAUGGAAAUGGGAGCACGUUGAACGGCUGCAAUGAAAACGGCAGCUCGGUGACGGGCUACGAUGGGAACAACGACUACAGCGGAAAUGAAAACAGAGGCGCACAGUUCAUCAGGCGAAGGCUUCUUCCUAACAUCCCGAAAGGUCGUACUCCUGCCUUUAACUUCCAGUGUCUGAGGCCUCAGAGCAGCGUGGACAACCUCCCCAUCCCAGGGAACUAUCGUGGAAACACAUCCCCAUCCAGAUCCCGUCUACAGACCCAGCAGAGCAUCGACUCCCGGCCCGGCAGCGCGUCCUCGAUGUCUACUGCCUCCUGGGUAAACACAACAGCAGCUGGCACCACUCCUGUUCCGGGAAUAAUCCCACCCUCGGGGCGCAGGGGCAAGCUCAUCUACACUCCCAUGAUCCUGGUGGACGAAGCCACCGGCAGCAGCCAGCCUAUGUGGAGCGACGGCUCUGCCAGCCUCCCCGCAGGAAGCCGGCCCGGCUGGUACCCCGGACAGGCGAGGACCUUCACCAGCAUGAGGAUGCCACCGGUCAAUCAGGGCUACCUAAACAAAGGCAGUGCCGACAGUCUGGUUGAGUCGAUCUUGAUCUCCGAGGGUCUCGGCGUCUACGCCAGGGACCCUAAGUUUGUGAACUUCGCUAAGAGGGAGAUCGCUGAAGCCUGCCACAUGAGCAUGGACGAUAUGGAGAGCGCUGCCACCGACCUGAUAGCUCGCGGAGCCAGUCAGUCGAUGUCUCGUUUUGAGGACGAGCUGGCCGAUGAAAUGAACUGUGUGAUUUCCUACUGAGAUCAGCGAAAGUGAAGUAACUGAAUGAGAAAGAGAAGUACGAAGUUCUACAGAGAGAAGGAGCGAGAGAGUUUUUUUAAUGCCGUGUGUGUUUAUAUCUUCUGUGGAGAAAAAAAGAAACGAUGUGAUGGGGACAUGAAGUUUGUCGUCUCAAGACUGAUAUGCUUUUGUUUGUGAAUGCCAAAACACAAAUGCACUUAUUUUAAGAACACGUGAGUAUGUGGCAGGACUCGAGCAGGUUUCCAGGGAACUCUACGACUGCGUCUUGCAGAAGAACCUGAUGAAGAAGACAGCGAACGGUUGCUCUUAGUUUUAUCAAAAAAGAACUGUUUUACAUUAUAAUUUCCUUUUGUACUGUUCUUGAAUUGUUGACACGUGUGUAUUCAGUUGCAAUCAUGGCUCAUACACACAUAGACUGUGAAAUAUGUUAAACUAUUAGAUCACUAACACUUGUUCUUACACAGAUGAUGAGAUCCAGUUCACGAGUGCCCACCAGCAUUCACUAAUUUAGAGAAAUAUUUAAAUAUAUUUAUAUCCUCUAAGAUGAAACACGCAUGCUCAUAGCAAAAACAAUUAUGAAUAUUUAUUUUUUUGUCAUGGUGGGGAGCCGUAUUCAUGUGCACAAAUAAAAACAA
Paralichthys olivaceus (Japanese flounder) is the source of this 5434-nucleotide messenger RNA. The record is from RefSeq and is a predicted model, not a curated record. Lineage: Eukaryota; Metazoa; Chordata; Actinopteri; Pleuronectiformes; Paralichthyidae.